AUGACCAAGCGCUCUCAUAAAUCCGCCAUUGACACCACGUCACGGAGUCCGGAUCAGCACGCCACAGAAACCAGCCACAAAAAUCCUUCACCACAAGGUGACAGCAAUCAAGGAAAGGCAGCUAGCGAGGACGGUCAAGAUGGGGGUGACUUCAAACGUCCCAGGACGUUCAUGGCGACAUUAGCUUGUGACACUUGCCGUAUAAAGAAAACACGAUGUGAUGAAGACCGACCGAAAUGCGGCCAAUGUAAAUCUCGAGGGCUGAGUACGCCAUGCGUGUAUCCCGAGCCUCGAGUGACGAAAAAGGAUCAAUCUAUGAGCGUCGCCAUCAACGCCAUCCGGCGAUUAGAAUCCAAGAUCGAAGACUUGACCAGCUAUAUACACAGUUCUCCCAAGGCUACUUUGAUUACUCAGGUUGUUGACCAAACCUCGCCACAAUCCGUAACUUCGGCAACGCUGCCAGCGCGAAGCAAUAGUCUUUUGGUUCAUGAUGCUCACGAGACUAUCAAUGACCUAGACGAACUUUCUCCGGGCACCAAUGACGAAGGGCAUCCUCUAGUGCGACGCUCUUCUCUCGUUGGAAGUCUAUUACCAAUAUCUUUCAGCCAGCAUCGGGUCUUACGAUGGCCCGCAAUCAAACAGCUUCUUCCGCCUAAUCUGUUAUCAGCAUCUGAGAAUUUAAUCCGCGACUAUCUCAUCGAACUCGAAACUCAUCGCCCUCCGCUUACAAUAAGUAUCAUUCCAUAUCCGCUCGACGCCGACGAACGAUGGCUCAGCAAGCUACCACUGUCUUUGAUCAAAGGUCUUGCCGAUGCUUAUUUCGCAGUGUUCAAUCGCAAUACUCCUGUUCUUGACAAAUUUCACUUCUUCACUUCGACCCUUGGUAUUGCCAUGGAAAACGACUUUGGGUACGAUAUCGAAACAUGUCUGGUCUUGAAUGUACUCACUUUAGGAUGCUUGGCUGUCAAAGCAUACCAAGAAGGGGAUUACAGCUUGCCAGGCCAAGGAUCCACAGACACCACCUACCAGUGUCCGGAAUGGCACGAAGUCUUUGCAGAAGACCCGCCUGGACUACGAUUUUUCAAUGAAGCACGCAAGAGAACUGGCUUUCUGCUGUGCGAUAACGACCUUCAGAAUGCUCAGUUCUAUGUGCUCUCUGGUGUCUAUUACACUCAAAUCGUCCGACCGAUUGACUCUUGGACCAUGUUCAAUCGAGCUGCCUUGUGCUGUCUGACCUUGCUGAAACGGAAUCAGUUUGGGGACUAUGACAGCUGGGAGGGAGACAUGAAGUCGAGGGUAUUCUGGAACAUCCUCAUGUAUGAGACAAUACUAAUUCAAGAGCUGAACCUGCCGUUGAGCGGGCUUGCGCACUACGAGGCGGACGUACCGAUCCCCAAGUUCACGCCCUUCCCUCGACCGCGAAUGGAAUCUGGACGUCUAGCAUCGCUGGAAGACGACUCAUUCUUCAACUUCCAUUUUCUUGCUCAGGUCGCCCAUCGGAUCAUCCUCACUCGGAUCAGGCACAGCUUGUACUUUUAUUCCGAGAAAGGAGACUUCCCACCACCUGCUAUCACAUCAGAGCUCCAGCACCAACUUGAUCAAUGGCGCACGAACCUUCCUCCAGCUCUACAGUUCGCCCUCGAUGAUGAUGACGCUGAGCGCCCACCAAGUCCAGCUCAUGUAGUAGCAAAAGCCAUGCUAAAGGGCCGUUAUCUUGUCGCAAAGUUCCACGCUAGUCGUCCGUUUCUCUACAAGGCGUUGCACUCCCCAAACCUAGCUACAGAUGGCGAUCUCUGGGUAGUCCAGGAUGGCUUGAAGGCGGCAAUGCACUGGCCAGCAACGAUAGGUCUCUGCCGACAGAUGAGAAGCUCGCAGCCUCUCAAGUUCGGAUGGUGCUCUCAAUUCUUCGGUCAGAUUCUACAGUUUUACGGUGUUGCGCACUGUUCUGAUCAAAGGCUGAGGCAGACGUUGCCAGUUGGAUGGGAAGAUUGGACGCAAGAGAUGAUGGAGAUGCUGGAGCAUUGCGCGCCGCUCAGUCCUGGGAUAGCGAAGGAUCUUGAGCUUUUGAGACUGUUGUAGCGUUGUAGCUUCGAUAUUGUACCACCCAUAGCAUGAAACUGCGUGACUUAGCAAAGUGAAAGAGAGCGCAAAGGUGGGCGUUAUUCCAAAAGAUGACUUCACUACUGAUCGCGCUACGGCACGGGAUCCUGAGAGAAGCUAGACGACGCCGUCUAGACUCAAGUUUAGUGGAGUACGUAUACCCGCAGUAGCGUCUUGACGCCAGCCGAACUUCUUCGCCUUUACUCAAUCGAGACAUUGGACUACGCGGCACCAAACGGUGAAAUUCAACAGAGGGAGGAACGGCCCCAAGCUAAUCACCAUCCCCCUGAAUGGUCACCAAUCUGGUGAUGCAAAGGCACCAGAUCUUUAAACCGGCUGAAAUACGACU
Messenger RNA from Mytilinidion resinicola, 2449 nucleotides. RefSeq lists its product as uncharacterized. Gene Ontology annotation, molecular function: DNA-binding transcription factor activity, RNA polymerase II-specific; zinc ion binding. The record is from RefSeq and is a predicted model, not a curated record. The coding region runs from base 1 to 2079 and encodes 692 amino acids. Gene Ontology annotation, biological process: regulation of DNA-templated transcription. Lineage: Eukaryota; Fungi; Ascomycota; Dothideomycetes; Mytilinidiales; Mytilinidiaceae. The transcript has 2 exons.